Molecule: messenger RNA, 1950 nt
Organism: Leishmania braziliensis MHOM/BR/75/M2904
Lineage: Eukaryota; Euglenozoa; Kinetoplastea; Trypanosomatida; Trypanosomatidae
Product: putative p450 reductase
Exons: 1
Coding region: 1-1950 (649 amino acids)
Cellular component (GO): cytosol
Molecular function (GO): FMN binding; NADPH-hemoprotein reductase activity; flavin adenine dinucleotide binding
Source: RefSeq, a predicted model, not a curated record
AUGUCUCUCCUCUUCAUUGUCGCUACGCUGCUGAUCUCCCUGGCGGGGUACCUCUACUUCCAGCUGAAGCGGCAGGCCUCAGGACGCUGCGCCGCCGCGUCCACCACCGCUAAUCCUACUCGAAAGGAGGAGUGUGGCACGCCGUCGCCCACCACUGCCGCUCUCCUCAGCGGCAGUGGUUCAGUGGACAAAGUCCAGAAAGAGGUUACCGUCCUUUUUGGAUCACAGACCGGCACAGCCGAAAUGUUUGCCAAGACGCUGACCCGCGAGGGAGCGAAGCUCGGUGUCCCCAUCAGGGUGCUCGACGUCGACGGUUACGAGACGUACAACAUGGAGGACGAGCGCCUUAUCAUUCUAAUCUGCGCCACCUACGGCGAGGGCGAGUCGACAGACACAAUGAAGGGCUUCCACGACUGGAUGAUGGACGAGUGCCGCUCCCCAGGGGAGGAGCUGGCGAACGUCAAAUACGCUGUGUUUGGCCUAGGUGAUCGCCAGUACAAGUACUUCUGCGAGGAGGGCAUCGUCAUGGACCGCCGCUUCGAAGAGCUAGGGGCACAGCGCAUUUUUGGGCUUGGUUGCGGCGACUCGGGCAAUGGGCAGCUGGAGGAGCAGUUCGACGAGUGGUGCAGGGACCUCUGGCCCGCAGUUGGGCGUGCUCUGAACAUCACUAUCAAGCAGAACUCGGAGGAGCCGGUGGAGCCACAGUGCCGAAUGAAGUACUGGGAAAACGCUGAGGAAUCCCUCGCGUUCCCCAAGACGGCCUCCGUACUGGAGCCGACGCAGCGGCUGCCGAUGUGGGUGCCCGUCAUACGCAAUGAGGAGCUGCUGCACAAGGCGGAGGGGUACAGCACCCGCGCCAUCGACUUCAGCAUCAAGGACACCAUCAUCUCUUACCAAGCCGGUGAUCACCUCGGCAUCCUGCCCUGCAACUCGGAUGAGCUCGUCUCGCAAUACCUGCAAAUCCUCAGUGUCUCUGAUGAGGAGGCCGGCCGCAUCUUUUCCCUACAGGACAAGAAGACGCUCAAGAACGUUCUCCCGGCCCGUGUGUCGGCGCGCACAGCGCUCAAGUGGUACAUCGAUCUCGCCGGGCCCCCGAAGAAGUCGACGCUGCGUGCCUUUGCUCACUGCUGCACUGACCCCCUGCAGAGGGAGGAGCUGUUGCGUAUUCUACGCGUGAACCAGGACGCACAGAAGGAGUUCUCUAAGCUAUGCGGCAAGCUGCGAACUAUGUUCGGCUUCCUGCGCAAGUUUGACUCUGCAAAGGUGCCGCUGCCCUUCUUCCUCGAACUCAUGCCCCGCAUCGCGCCCCGCUACUACUCCAUCUCCUCCGACCUCCUUGCCACCCCCACCUUGGUGGGAACGACGGUCGGCAUCGUUGAUGGCGGUCUGUGCACGAACAUGCUCGCCAGGAUGCAGGUGGGCGACAAGGUGCCGGUGUUUGUGCGCAAGUCCACCUUCCACCUCCCGAUGCGGCACAAGGAGCGGCCACUGGUGAUGAUUGGCACCGGCACCGGCGUAGCGCCCUUCAUCGGUUUCAUUGCACGCCGUGGUGUCUGGAAGCAGAAGGGCACUGAGCUGGGCAAGGCCAUCCUCUUUUUUGGCUGCCGCCGGCACGCUGAGGACCACAUAUUCGAGGACUACUGCACAGCGGCACUGCACGAAGGGGUCCUGUCAGCGCUGGUGGUCGCGUACAGUCGCGACCAAGCCGACAAGGUGUACGUCCAGCACCGGCUGAGGGAGCGAGGGGCGGAGAUAUGGGAGAUGAUGGUGUCUGGCGCCAACGUCUACCUCUGCGGUGACGCGCGGCGCAUGGCCAGGGACGUAGAGGCGGAACUCAAGCGCAUCGUGGAGGUGGAGGGCCAAAUGUCCCGCGAAGCCGCUGGCGAAUACAUCGAAAAGAUGGGAAAAGAGGAUCGCUACCUCAAGGAUGUGUGGUCGUCAACCUUGUAG